AUGGCUCCAAUUACUACUAAAAAAUCUAAAGCUGCUAAGAAAUUCGUCGUUGACGUUUCAGCUCCAGUUGAUAACGGUGUUUUCGAUCAAGAAGGUUACGUUAAAUAUUUAGUUGAACAUAUCAAAGUUGAAGGUAUUGUUGGUAACUUAGGUGAUGAAAUCUCUAUUACUUCUGAAGGUGCUAAAGUUGUUGUUGUUUCCAACACCAAAUUCUCUGGUAAAUACUUAAAAUAUUUAACUAAAAGAUAUUUAAAGAAAAACCAAAUUAGAGAUUGGAUUAGAUUUGUUGCUACCAAACAAAACCAAUAUCAAUUACAAUUCUACUCAGUUGCUGAAGAUGAUGAAGAAGAAGAAGCUGAUGAAGAAUAA
Scheffersomyces coipomensis is the source of this 369-nucleotide messenger RNA. RefSeq names its product 60S ribosomal protein eL22. Gene Ontology annotation, cellular component: ribosome. The coding region runs from base 1 to 369 and encodes 122 amino acids. Gene Ontology annotation, biological process: cytoplasmic translation. The transcript has 2 exons. Lineage: Eukaryota; Fungi; Ascomycota; Pichiomycetes; Serinales; Debaryomycetaceae. The record is from RefSeq and is a predicted model, not a curated record. Gene Ontology annotation, molecular function: RNA binding; structural constituent of ribosome.